AUGGAACCAGGGAGCUCGUGUGAAAGUCCAUCCGGCUCUGGGGGUCCCGAACCGGCGGACCUACGCGAAGAGACCCCCGGCGAAGAGGCUGAGGAUGGGGACAACAGCAUCCUGAGAGGAGGAAAGGCAGGUGGAGGGAACGAAAACACUCUGGACAACAUGAAAACAGAAUGUGAGGAUGAUGGUGUUACUGGGAAAAAGAUUGAGGCUGCUGCUGAUGAAGAAGGCAAAUAUGAAGAGGAAUUGGACCCUAGAAUUCAGGCAAGUUUAUGUUUAAAUGUUUAUUGAAAGUGUCUGCAGUCUGUACAGUAUCUGACUUCUUGUUUUUAUUGCAAACCGACGCGUCAUACUGCUUACAUGUAUUGUAGGCUGCUUGACAACUGCAUCCUUAUUCCACUGUCAAUAUAGCUAAAUUAGCUAUAAAUAACCAUAGGCAAACUACAUGUCAGUAUGGCAGACGCUUGCAUCAUUUACCCUGGUUAUGCAACUUAAAGGCCACAUCUCUCAUUGCAAAUGGCUUCCACAAUUUCACAGGGAUUCCGUUCAUACUUAUUGUGAUGAAGGCCAGCGCCAAUACUAAAUCUAUCUCUCUCUCUCUCAGGACGAGCUAGAGCACCUGAAUCAGGCCAGUGAUGAGAUCAACAAGCUGGAACUGCAACUGGAUGUGAGUGAGCUCUUUGUCACCUAGCCUCCUCACCCAGAGAAUCAAAUCUUAACAUGUGUCCGGAGAGAAUAGGCCUAUUUGUCACAGAACAGACUGUUUGCAUCAGCCACACGACCCAACACAGUGUCUCUAGGACUGACAGGCCUAUACACUUGAGUAUAUAAAACGUUAAGAACACCUGCUCUUUCCAUGACAUAGACAGACCAGGUGAAUCCAGGUGAAAGCUAUGAUCCCUUAUUGAUGUCAUUUGUUAAAUCCACUUCAAUCAGUGUAGAUGAAGGGAAGGAGACCGGUUAAAUAAGGAUGUUUAAGCCUUGAGACAAUUGAGACAUGGAUUGUGUAUGUGUGCCAUUCAGAGGGUGAAUGGGCAAGACAAAAUAUUUAAGUGCCUUUUGAACAGGGGUAUGGUAGUAGGUGCCAGGCGCCACCACUCAAAGGACAUCCAGCCAACUUGAUACAACUGUGGGAAGCAUAGGAGUCAACAUGGGCCAGCAUCCCUGUGGAACGCUUUCGACACCUUAUAGAGUCCAUGCCCCGAUUGGGUUAGGGUUAGGGGGGGGGCAACUCAAUAUUAGGAAUGUUAGGAAGGUAUUCCUAAUGUUUGGUAUACUCAGUGUAUGCUAGCUCUAUACUUUAUAAGCUGUCUUUCUUGGGUAUUGACAUAGAUAGUGUCAUGUGUCAUGUAACUCAGGUCUCACUUAGCCACAAGGUCCUCCUCAACACACUGUUAAUUCACUGCACACAGUAAUGUAAAAGUUUACAUUUUCAUACGUUGUUAUUGAGCAGAGGUCAGAGAGGCUGUGUGUGGGAGAUGACUUACUUCCCUUGCCUCAAGGUCUAUUGAGGAUGUUAUUGGAGUGAUAUAAUUCUAUGGUAGCCUAUCAAUUACAGUACUGGUGAAUGUGUCUCUCUCUCCUUCAGGAUGCUAGGUCCAGCUACAGGAGAAUCCUCACUGACUCAGCCAGGAAGCUCAAUGCUCAAGGCUCCCAGCUAGGCACCUGCAUCGAGAAGGCCAGGCCCUACUACGAAGCCCGCAGGCUAGCCAAAGAGGUUGGUGUUUGUGUGGGGUUGUGUGUCGGACUGGGUGUGUGUUUGAGUGUGGGUGCUCAUCGAAAUGUUUUUAAUAUUAUCUCUGGUGUGACAAAAUAGCCAUUUAGUCAGCCGGCCUCUGUCAACCUACAGUGCCUUUGGAAAAUAUUCAGACCCCUUCCCUUUUUCCACAUUUUGUUACUUUACAGCCUUAUUCUAAAAUGGAUUAAAAUGACAAUGUGAAAACAACAUGUUUUUAGAAAUGUAUUGAAAAUAAAAUACAGAAAUAAUUCAUUUACUUAAGUAUUCACACAAGCUCUGUCAAAUUGGUUGUUGAUCAUUGCUAGACAACCAGUUUCAGGUCUUGCCAUAGAUUUUCAAGUAGAUUUAAGUCAAAACUGUAACUCAGCCACUCUUCUUGGUAAGCAACUCCAGUGUAGAUUUGGCCUUGUGUUUUAGGUUAUUGUCCUGCUGGAAGGUGAAUUAAUCUCCCAGUGUCUGGUGGAAAGCAGACUGAACCAGGUUUUCCUCUAGGAUUUUGCCUGUGCUCCAUUCCGUUGAUUUUUAUAUCCUGAAAAACUCCCCAGUCCUUAACGAUUACAAGCAUACUCAUAACAUGAUGCAGCCAUCACUAUGCUUGAAAAUAUGGAGCGUGGUACUCAGUAAUGUGUUGCAUUGGAUUUACCCCAAACAUAACACUUUGUAUUCAGGACAAAAAUGACAUUUUUUGCAUUAUUACUUUAGUAUCUUGAUGCAUGUUUUGGCAUAUUCUGUACAUGCUUCUUUCUUUUCACUCUGUCAUUAAGGUUAGUAUUGUGGAGGAACUACAAUGUUGUUGAUCCAUCCUCAGUUUUCUCAUAUCACAGCCAUUUAACUCUGUAACUGUUUUAAAGUCACCGUUGGCCUCAUGGUGAAAUCCUUAAGCGGUUUCCUUCCUCUCUGGCAACUGAGUUAGAAAGGAAACCUCUAUCUUUGUCGUGAUUGGAUGUAUUGAUACACCAUCCAAAGUGUAAUUAAUAACUUCACCAUGCUCAAAGGGAUAUUCAAUGUCUGCUUUUUUUUUUUUUUUACCAUCUACCAAUAGGUGCCCUUCAUUGCGAGGCAUUGGAAAACCUCCCUGGUCUUUGUGGUUGAAUCUGUGUUUGAAGCUGGUGUAACUGAGUCAGGUUUGUAGGCCUCCUUGCUCGCACACGCUUUUUCAGUUCUGCCCACAAAUGUUCUAUAGGAUUGAGGUCAGGGCUCUGUGAUGGCCACUCCAAUACCUUGACUUUGUUGUCCUUAAGCCAUUUUGCCACAACUUUGGAAGUAUGCUUGGGGUCAUUGUCCAUUUGGAAGACCCAUUUGCGACCAAGCUUUAACUUCCUGACUGAUAUCUUGAGAUGUUGCUUCAAUAUAUCCACAUCAUUUUCCUUCCUCAUGAUGCUAUCUAUUUUGUGAAGUGCACCAGUCCCUCCUGCAGCAAAGCACCCCCACAGCAUGAUGCUGCCACAGCAUGAUGCUUCACGGUUGGGAUGGUGUUCUUCGGCUUGCAAGUCCCCCCUUUUUCCUUCCAAACAUAACAAUGCUCAUUAUGGACAAACAGUUAUAUUUUUGUUUCAUUAGACCAGAGGACAUUUCUCCAAAAUGUACGAUCUUUGUCCCCAUGUGCAGUUGCAAACUGUAGUCUGGCUUUUUUAUGGCGGUUUUGGAGCAGUGGCUUCUUCCUUGCUGAGCGGCCUUUCAGAUUAUGUUGAUAUAGGACUUGUUUUACUGUGGAUAUAGAUACUUUUGUACCUGUUUCCUCCAGCAUAUCCACAAGGUCCUUUGCUGUUGUUCUGGGAUUGAUUUGCACUUUUCGCACCAAAGUACGUUCAUCUCUAGGAGAUAGAACGCGUCUCCUUUCUAAGCGGUAUGACGGCUGCGUGGUCCCAUGGUGUUUAUAAUUGCGUACUAUUGUUUGUACAGAUGAACGUGGUACCUUCAGGCGUUUGGAAAUUGCUCCUAAGGAUGAACCAGACUUGUGGAGGUCUACCAUUUUUUUCUGAGGUCUUGGUUGAUUUCUUUUGAUUUUCCCAUGAUGUCAAGCAAAGAGGCACUGAGUUUGAAGGUAGGCCUUGAAAUGCAUCCACAUGUACACCUCCAAUUGACUCAAAUGAUGUCAAUUAGCCUAUCAGAAGCUUCUAAAGCCAUGACAUCAUUUUCUGGAAUUUUCCAAGCUGUUUAAAGGCACAGUCAAUUUAGUGUAUGUAAACUUCUGACCCACUGGAAUUGUGAUACAGUGAAUUAUAAGUGAAAUAAUUUGUCUGUAAACAAUUGUUGGAAAAAUUACUUGUGUCAUGCACAAAGUAGAUGUCCUAACCGACUUGCCAAAACUAUAGAUUGUUAACAAUAAAUUUGUGGAGUGGUUGAAAAACGAGUUUUAAUGACUCCAACCUAAGUGUAUGUAAACUUCCGACUUCAACUGUAGGUGUUACCUACGUCGAUGUCUAUUCAGGAGACAAGACAACCAAGCACCUUUUUGUGAUUUAUUAUUCUGUCCACAAAUGUUGCUUGGUUCGCCUGCCACACGUCUGACUGCUAUUGAGCGAGACAGACAGUCAAGGGAAUCGUGUCACAAAAAUUAUAACUGGUGCUCAAAAGUGAAGCCGUCAUCAAUCUUCGCCUGACGACCCUAAACUUUGGGCGACCUUGUGCGUCUAUCCGGCCCCGCCCCCUCCCGCUGCCGCCGCCUCUCUCAGCUCUAUCCUCCCCUGUGAUUCUGAGUCACCUUGGCUUGCGUCCGAAAUGACACACUAUUCCCUUUUUAUAGUGCACUACUUUUGACCAGGGCCCUAUAGGGAAUAGGGUUGCCAUUUGGGACGCAGCCCUUGUCUCAAAGUGCUUCUCCCCUUCUCCCUAAACCAACAUCGACAAAUCUUCCCCCUUCUCUGGCUUUUGACAUAAUUCACCAACUGGCGUGAAUACGAUCAGGACCAGCUAUUUUUCUGUUUCACUUCUCUGUGCUUUGUAGCCGUUGCUGUUGUCUUCUUGUUUAUACUUGGUGAUGGGGAGUCUUCCUGUUUUCCUCAUUGGCACCACCACCAUCAUUCUCCUGAUUUUUAGAGGCUAAUCAUAACUUCCAUUUAAAUCAGAUUUUCACUUAGUCAUGGACUGACGUCAGUAAGUAAGGAUUCACCCCUUAGUAAUUUGUUCGUCGUAUGAUUGGUUGUAGGGAUUAGUUAUUGAACUAUGAUUGGUUGUGGUGUCUCUCUUACUAAACUACGAUUAAUUGUAGUGUCCUUUACUGAACUAUGAUUGGUUGUAGUGUCCUUUUACUGAACUAUGAUUGGUUGUAGUGUCCUUUUACUGAACUAUGAUUGGUUGUAGGCCCAGCAGGAGACGCAGAAGGCAGCGUUGCGGUACGAGAGAGCCGUCUCCAUGCAUACGGCUGCCAGAGAGAUGGUGUACGUGGCAGAGCAGGGCCUCCUGGCGGACAGGAACACUCUGGACCCCACCUGGCAGGAGAUGCUCAACCACGCCACCUCCAAGGUACACAGAGAGAGAGGAGGAGGGGGAGGAGGGGGAGGGGGAGGAGGGGGUUGGGGGUCCUCCAAAGCACAGGGAGAGAACAGGUCGUAGCUAUGGUAGACCAGGGCCAGACCAGGGCCCGUAUUCCUAAAGCAUCUCAGAGUAGGAGUGACAGGCCCUGGGAUAUUCAACUCUGGUUCUGGUGGGCUGAAACACUUCUGGUUUCAUUUUCUCCUUCUAUCAGGGCUGAUUCAGACGUGGUACGGCAGGUGAGUGGUUAACUACCAGGUAGAAAAGAGAACCAUUAGUACUUCAACCCAAAGUCCAGGAGUUGAUUAUCUUUGUACUAGACAGUGAAUACUUGUGGCUAAUAGCUCUGAGCGGUUAGUGUUUUUUGAGGUCCUUUCGGUUCAAUUUUUGAAAAAUUAAAUAUCACGGUUUCGAUUUAAAAAAACCCCGAAAACAAAUGCAUUAUGAAAAAUGGACAUUAAAAUGAUAUUAAUGGAAAUUCCAAAGCCAAAAAGAGUGAACGUUCAAUUGCCAAAACAUUGAAAAUAUUCCCUUGUCUCUGUCAGGUCCACAUUGGGUAGACAUUAUUAUUAUUAUUAUUAAAGUCAUACUCUCGUCUCUGCUCAGGCAGCAGCCAGACAGACAGACAGACAAUGUUAUCUCUGUGCUCCCAAUACUGUACUGUCUUUAAUCAUUCUAUUUAGCUAGCCAAAGUAGAUAAGGCAUACUUCCACCUACUGUCUCUAUCCCUCUCUCUCUCAUCGUUGUGUUGUGUACAUUCCCCUCUCAUACAGUCUAUGCAGUCUGUGUGUAUCUAACCUAACGUAGCAGGUGUAAAAGUGUAUCCUUCUCUGUCUGAGCCGGGAAACAACAGACGCAAUGGAUUAUGGUCAUGUAGUUAAUUAUCACGUUUCUUUGCUGAACUAGGUUGAAUAUUUGACUAGUGAAAACUACAACUCCCUUCAGCUCAGCGUCCCACAUAGUUCUUGACUUGAUUUCUCUGUGAAUUAUUGGAUUUCUCUCUAGAGAAACAGAGCGUUGGGCUCUGGAGUUGAUUAUCUCUGCACUAGACAAUGACCCAGUCCUGGAGUUGAUUAUCUCUGUACUAGACAAUCACUAGCCCCCUACUAGUGGCUAAAGCUAUAUCUGUGGUAGACAGUGAAUGCUAGUGGAGGGGUCCUGUGAGAACUAUCAAUCUCUUCAUCCACGAGAUUGUACUUGAAUCGGGUCCAAUGUGAAUUGUUAAGCCUCCUCACCAGUCUGGAGUGGAGGGUCUAAGGGUGUCAGGUGACCACAGCAGCUGUUUAGUAUGUAGCCUGAGACGGCCAGCGUGGCGUAGGGGGACGGGCACUCUCUGUGCUUAAUCAAUGAUCAUUAACGUGGACCAGUAAUCUUAUAAAGAUCAAGGUUGGACGUCCUCAUUCUCAUUGGAAUGGCGUUCCCGCAUUUCUAUUCUGCUAUGGAAGUGACUCAAGUGAGCCACAGUGCACUUUAACGUGUGUGUGUGUGUGUAUAUAUAUGAGAUUGAAGAGAGGGACAAGUCAAAGAUCUCACUCAGGUAUCAUCAUCCCCACGCGUCAACCUAACGGUUGAUAGUGUUGCUGAUGGCUUAAUAAUGCUUUGUUCCUCUCAGAGGGUUGGUGUGAGUGACGUGAGGUGAAAUAAGGUAUCCUACUCUUGGUUGAUUUUUCUCCUUAUUUAAAAAGUGCCAGUGUGUUGAUGCUGGUGAUUUGAUGGGGAAAGAGGCACCAACAGAGGGAGGCUGGCUCAGGGUGGGUUGAUGUCCGAGGGCAUGACCCCGACGGCUGCUGGAGGUGUGUGUGUGUGUGUGUGUGUUCCCCAGGUGAACGAGGCAGAGGAGGAGCGGCUGUGGGGUGAGCGGGAGCACCAGCGGGUCACUCAGAUGUGCCAGGAGGCAGAGCAACGCGUUCAGACCCUCCAGAAAUCCCUGAAGAGGUUCAUCGUCAAGUCCAAACCUUACUUUGAGCUGAAGGCUCAGUUCAACCGCCUACUAGAGGUGAGUAGCCAUGUCCCAGACAGAAUGGCCCAUGGGGCAGGACCCUCUCUCUAAAUGAGUUCAUGGUUGUGCUCACUGUAGGAUAGUCUGAAACAGUUAAAAUGUACUGUCUGCCAGUGUCAUGUUUCAGCAACGUGUCCACAUUAAGCUGCGGUGUCCCUCGUGGUUUGGUGCUACGACCAGUCUCUUUCUGAUCUACCAUGUUUUAAGCAACACAUGACCUGCUAGUUUUGACAAGCGUGAGACGCCCCAAUUAAUUUCAAGGAAACCAGGGCAUAAGCAGCGCUGCUCAGAUUAUUAUAUAUAUUUUUUUUCAAGAUUUUGACGAGCGGCUCACCCGAGAACAAUUGUUCAAUCAAAUCUAAAAACACAGUAAACAUUUCGGGGGUACAAAUCCUGUUACUUCAACUUUAUUUCCUGACAGGAGCACAAGGGGAAGGUGGUGCAGCUGGAAGAACGCGUUGCAAGGGAAAAGAUGCGCUACUCCGUCGCCCUGCGCAACCUGGAGCAAAUCAGCGAGCAGAUCCACACCCAGCGGGGGCGUGUCCGAGCCACCAGGGCCCGCCCCGUAGCCUGCGGUGGGCGGAGCUCCCCAGUGGGGGCGGAGGCUGAGGUCAAAGCUGCGGUCAGGGUUCAGGUUGGAGGAGCCUGUGGGGGGAGGAGGAGGAGGAGGAGGAGGAGGAGGAGGAGGAGGAGGAGGGUUGGAGGAGAACGACUGGGCUGAUGGAGAGCAGACCAGGCAGUGGGUGGAGAGACACAGGGAGCAGGGCUGGGGUCACAGGGAGAGGGGUGAGGCAGGGUCAGACUCCAUGUCUGUCAUCAGCCUCCAGACCUUCGCCUCGGACCUGGAGAAGUGUGACUCGGUGGAGCACCUGGGGGACCUGAGUGAUGUGAGCAGCCUGAUGGGAGAGGACUGGGAGAGGGAGAGGGACCGGUCACUGAUAGCUGAGAACAGAGACCGAGACAGGAACCCCAGGGCAGAGGAGAGAGUUGUUGGGGAGGUCAGGGAGGUGGUCAUCCCCACUCCAAGGCAGGAUAGAUUGGAGGAGGUGAGGGGGGCGAUCGGGAGAGAGAGACAGGAGAGCUUUGUCAAGCAGCACCACAGAAGUGUGAGUUUGUGA
Coregonus sp. 'balchen' is the source of this 8326-nucleotide messenger RNA. The record is from the annotation of a GenBank genome assembly. Lineage: Eukaryota; Metazoa; Chordata; Actinopteri; Salmoniformes; Salmonidae.